AUGUCCCCUACUCUCCAUCUACGUACCCCAUUCCUUCUCCUCCGAAUCCCAAGUACUCCAUUUCUUCCUCCUUCGUAUUCACUUUCAAAACCACGACACGUAUCUUACUCUCUCUGGCCAUCCAAAACUCAUCUCCGUCCCCCACCUUCCAUCCCUCCCCCCAUGCCGGCCAUUUAUCCACAACGAAUCAUCUUAUCGGACGGAUCUACGUUUACAUCAUAUACCACCGCCCCUUCUCCUUCGACUGUAAGAUUGACUAGGGAUGUGACGAACAACCCUCUCUGGGCUCCUGGGAGCGAUGUCAGGGGAUCUGACGGUGGUGAGGAUACGAGAUUAGGGAGGUUUAAUAAAAGGUUCGGGAAGGAAGUUUCUAUGGAUGAGAAUGGUGAAAAGGGGGAAGGAGUUGGUGGAUAUGGAUUAGAGGAUAUGGAAUGGAUGUCAGAGGGGGUAGUACCGGAGCAAGUGUCGGAGAAAGCGGGUGCACAACCGGGUAAGAAGAAGAAAUAG
This is a messenger RNA of Tremella mesenterica DSM 1558, 507 nucleotides long. RefSeq lists its product as uncharacterized. The coding region runs from base 1 to 507 and encodes 168 amino acids. Lineage: Eukaryota; Fungi; Basidiomycota; Tremellomycetes; Tremellales; Tremellaceae. The transcript has a single exon. Gene Ontology annotation, molecular function: structural constituent of ribosome. The record is from RefSeq and is a predicted model, not a curated record. Gene Ontology annotation, biological process: mitochondrial translation. Gene Ontology annotation, cellular component: mitochondrial large ribosomal subunit.